Pestalotiopsis fici W106-1 is the source of this 1581-nucleotide messenger RNA. RefSeq lists its product as uncharacterized. Lineage: Eukaryota; Fungi; Ascomycota; Sordariomycetes; Amphisphaeriales; Sporocadaceae. The record is from RefSeq and is a predicted model, not a curated record. Gene Ontology annotation, molecular function: transmembrane transporter activity. Bases 1 to 1581 code for a protein of 526 amino acids. Gene Ontology annotation, biological process: transmembrane transport. The transcript has 6 exons.
AUGGCGCGUGGGAUUGUACCGACUGAAACUACCAGACUUAUCGGCUCAGAGUCGGAAGAUGACGACACAUGUACCAGGGUGCCCGGAGAGCAUGCGGUAUACAGCCCCCAAUCAUCCAUUACAACUAUUUGCAUCAGUAUAGAGGCUAAUGACAAUGCACUUGGACAGCUAGAAUGGAGCUCGCCAACCGAUGCAGAGAAUCCCAAGAACUGGACAUCAUCACAAAAAUGGACCUGUGCCAUGAUUGUGUCAUUCUACUGCCUGAUAUCGCCAACUGCGGCAGCCAUGGUAGUCGCCGCCAUGCCUUCGCUGGCGCGAGACUUGCACAUCACCUCACAGGCGGUACUACAAUUGACCAUGUCGCUUUUCGUGCUUGGAUGGACUUCAGGCCCACUUGUCAUGGGGCCGCUAUCCGAAGUUUUUGGUCGCGCACCAAUAUUGCAUCUGGGAAACCUGGGGUUUAUCAUCUUCAAUCUACUUUGCGGACUUGUUAGGGAUCAGCGUCUAUUUCUGCUGCUGCGGCUGGUUAGCGGCAUCUGCGGCAGCGGACCUACUGCGCUGGGCACCGGAGUCCUGAGUGACCUCUGGAAAAGUGAAGAAAGAGGAUUCGCGCUCGCAAUAUACACAAUCAUGCCUCUCUUGGGGCCGACCGCGGGACCAUUACUCGCUGGUUACAUUGUGCAACACCAUGAGUGGCCCUACAUUUUUUAUACACUUUCCUUGGUAUCUGCCGUUGUCUUGGUACCUGGCGUUUUACUUCUCCCCGAGACAUUUGGUCCCGUCAUACUGCGUCGCAGACGGGCUGAGAAGCUCAGGAAACUGGGCCUCUCCACCACCGUGCUGAGAGUGGGCAACGUGAAACUCCAUUCCACAAGAGAGCUCAUCCAAAAGGGCCUCGCCAGGCCAUUUAUCCUUCUCGGCACCCAACCUAUUGUACAGGUCCUGGCGCUGCAGUUUGGUUUCUUCUUUGGGCUAUACCAAUUGUCCAUUGCGACAUACCACUCCUUGUGGAGAGAUUUAUACGACAUGCCUCCUUUGCGAGCUAGCGCCAACUAUCUUUCUAUAACCUUGGGUCUGGUCAUUGGUUGCGAGAUUGCCGGCCCAUUAGGCGAUCUGAUAUAUCGCACGCUGAAGAAGCGCAAUAAUAACGUUGGGCUUCCAGAGUACAGAGUCUGGCUCAUGAUACCGUCAGCCGUCCUCGUACCGGGCGGCCUUCUCUGGUUCGGCUGGUCGGCCGUGGCGCGCGCCCACUGGAUCAUGCCCAACCUGGGCAUGGCGCUCGCCUCGAUAGGCCUCGUCAUGUCCUUCAUGUGCAUGCAGGCCUACAUGAUGGACGCCUACCCCGUGUACGCCGCAUCGGCCCAGGGCGCGCUGACCGUUGCCCGAGCCCUGUCGGCGUUUGCCAUGCCCGUCAUGGCCCCUGCCAUGAUUGAAAAAUGGGGCUAUGGCUGGUCGAGUACCAUUCUGGCCGGCGUGGCUGCGGUUCUGGGCGCGUUGGCUCCCGCCCUGUUGCAUUGGAAGGGCGCCGCGCUGCGAGCUAGAAGCCCGUAUGCCGCUGGGGAUGCCAUUUUGGAAGCGUAG